AUGGCAUCCAUCGGUCAAGUCAACGCAGCCAAGAGUCAAGGCGCCCCGAGUGCCGAGCUUCAAGACUCCGCAGUUUCUGUGACUAAUGAAGAUGAUCGCGACCUGCUGAAGCUUGGCUAUCGCUCGGUGUUGGCACGGAGCUGGGGAUCCUUCGAUAACUUUGCCUGCUCUUUCUCGGCCCUCAAUGUCAUCGGCGGGAUCCGUGUUCUGUUCUAUAUUGCCCUCAGUGGAGGUGGUCCAGCAGCCAUUUCCUGGGUCUCCGGUAGCAUCCUCUCCGUGAUCACCGCCGCGUGUCUCGCCGAAGCGUGCUCGAGUUACCCUGCCGCGGGUUCGAUAUAUUACUGGGCAUUCCGAUCUUGGGGAGGCGGUCAAGUGGGACGGUUCAUCUCGUUUAUGGUUGCUGCGUGGACACUAGUUGCUUGGACUGCCUUCCUGGCGAGUGACUCCUUCGGUGUUGCCAACUACCUCAUCUCGGAAGUGGUCGUCUUCGACCCGCACACCAGCUUCCCCUAUGAGACCUCCGAUGUGCGCGCGCGUGCUGUAGCAUGGGUUUUCUCCCUUCUGUUCUUGGGAAUUGCCACGUCGCUGAACUUCCUUCCUCCGCGCAUGUACUCCUGGGUGUUUCGCGCAGGUGUCACCGUGAUCAUCAUCGACAUGCUGCUCAACUUCAUUUGGCUCCCCAUCGGCGUGUCGAACAGUUACGGAUUCCAAUCGGCUGAGUUUGUGUUCACAUCCCAAUACAAUGGUGGCGAUACCAGUCCUGGAUUGAAUUGGGUUCUUUCCUGGUUCAUGGUCGGUAGUUGCCUUGUUGGACAGGAUGCAUCAGGCCAUGUCGCUGAAGAGACCGUUUCGGCCAAGAAGGCAGCUGCGAAGGGGAUCUUCUGGGCGACAGUCGCAUCUGCGCUGUGUGGUUUCCCGAUCAUCAUCUUGUUCCUGUUCUGUAUGCCUCCCAUCGAGACAUUCUACGGCACCACCGCGCCGCAGCCAUUCAUCAACAUGUAUGCAAUGGCGCUUGGUCCCCACGCACAUGUGGUUGCGACCAUCGUCGCAAUGGUCGGGGCCAUUCUCAACACUUCCAUCUCUCUAGUUGCUGUAUCGCGACUUGUCUUCGCUGUCGCUCGCGAUGGAGUAUUCCCAUUCAGCGAAGUGCUAUCUCGCGUCUCGAAAUCGAAGCAGCCUCACAAUGCGGUCAUUUUUAUUUCCACGAUUGCUGCACUUCUGUUGUGCACGCAAUUACCAUCCCAGGUCGCUUUCUCCAGCCUGAUCUCCACCUCGGCUGCAGGCUCGCUUGCGGCGUACGGUCUUGUUGGCAUCGGCCGCGCAUUCAUCACACGCAAGACUUUCCGCCCUGGGUUCUGGGACAUGGGCCGUUUUGGCGUGGCAGCUGCUGUGGUCACCUUCAUGUGGAACGGGUUCGCAUUCGCCGUUCUCUGUGCUCCAACAUACUCGAAUAGUGCGAUCGAUCAAGACUCCAGUCUGUUCAAUUACGCAAUUGUGAUUAUGGGUGGUGUCACCAUCCUCGCAAUUGCUGAAUGGUGGCGCAAGUCUAACGACGAUUGGUUCACGCACCUCAAGAUCGUUGAUUCCGAUACCGAAACCACGCACACUGGCCGUGAGGAGAAGCUUGAGCCCUCCGCGGUCCCAGUUUAG
This is a messenger RNA of Penicillium olsonii, 1650 nucleotides long. NCBI's taxonomy places the organism in Eukaryota, Fungi, Ascomycota, Eurotiomycetes, Eurotiales, Aspergillaceae. The record is from the annotation of a GenBank genome assembly.